This is a messenger RNA of Astyanax mexicanus (Mexican tetra), 3830 nucleotides long. RefSeq names its product ETS variant transcription factor 1 (gene etv1). Gene Ontology annotation, cellular component: nucleus. NCBI's taxonomy places the organism in Eukaryota, Metazoa, Chordata, Actinopteri, Characiformes, Acestrorhamphidae. Gene Ontology annotation, biological process: regulation of transcription by RNA polymerase II; cell differentiation. The coding region runs from base 538 to 1968 and encodes 476 amino acids. Gene Ontology annotation, molecular function: DNA-binding transcription factor activity, RNA polymerase II-specific; sequence-specific DNA binding. The record is from RefSeq and is a predicted model, not a curated record. The transcript has 16 exons.
GAGCAGAACUUUUCAGAUGCUUUUCUAAGAGCGAGAAGUUUUGGAGGUGUCUAUACUCUCUCUACGUGAGUUCCGUGCAGAAACCCUGGAGCCCGUCAACAGCAGUGCUCUCGCUCAUCAUGUUGUGGGUUGAAGGAAGCUCUCUGUGGAAGAGCUGCAGAGAUCUCACUUCCCAGAGCUGCACUGUGGGUGCUGGGUGUCACAUGACAAUGUUGAGCUGAUUUCUGCUGUUUGUAAACGCUGCUGUAAAGGGCGCUGUUGACUGACGGCUGGUAACCGGAGCUGGUGGAGGACGUCGGCAGCCAAUGGGAGGAGAAGAGGAGAGAGAAGGGAAGGGAGGCCCCACGAGCGCCGAGCAGCGCGCGCUACAGCGCAGGACAGCGCGCGAGGACCGGGCGCUUCUUCCCCAGCUCUCCCUCCCGGUCAGUGCAGCACGGGGGCGGCGGAUGCGGUGCGCUUGGCUGGGGUGGGAGCUGAUCACACUGGGAGAAGCUGGGAGAAGCUGCAGCUCAUUGCUUUAAUGAGUUAAAGCCAAGAAUGGAGAACCUGUAUGACCAGCAAGUGCCUCUUAGUAGCUCACAUGGAAAGGCGUCCUGCAGCAGCAGAGCAGCGAGACAAGACAAGAAAAGAAAAUUCAUUAGCACUGACCUGGCUUUGGACACUGAGGGGCUGUUUCAGGAUCUCAGUCAGCUUCAGGAGACCUGGCUUGCUGAAGCUCAAGUUCCGGACAACGAUGAGCAGUUUGUUCCUGACUUUCAGAGUGAAAACUUGGCGUUCCACGGGCUGCAGCUGAGGAUCAAGCGGGAGCCCCACAGCCCAUGUGCUGAGCUGGGAUCAGCCUGCAGCCAGGAGAGGCCCUUCAAGCUCCACUAUGGGGAGAAGUGCCUGUAUAAUAUCAGUGCCUAUGAGCAGAAACAUCCAGCGGGAAUGAAAGCCUCCAGCCCAGCUACGACCCCCUGCAGCACACCAGUGUCCCCCCAUCAGCAUGUGUCUCCCAGCGCUGCCCCCACUCCUAAACCAGACAGGACAUACCCCCACCUCGUCCCCCCACAGCCCCUCCCCGACAGCACGUACUCCAUGGACCACAGGUUUCGGCGACAGUUAUCAGAGCCAUGCCAUUCAUUCCCCUCCCCGCCCUCCAUGACGCCGGACGGGCGACCCAUGUACCACAGACAGAUGUCUGAGCCCAGCAUCCCCUUCCCCUCUCAAGGGUUCAAGCAGGAAUACUCAGACCACAUCUUUGAGCAUCCGGUCAUGGUGGGGGCUCCCAUCCCCCACUCGUACCCCCACUCUAUGAUGAUCAAGCAGGAGCCGCGAGAUUUCACCUACGAUUCAGAAGUGCCUAGCUGCCACUCUGUUUACCUGAGGCAAGAGGGAUAUUUGGCUCAUGCAAACAGAACUGAAGGUUGCAUGUUUGACAAAGUUGCCAGGCACUUCUAUGACGACACUUGUGUGGUUCCAGAAAAGGCUGAAGGUGAUAUUAAACAGGAGGCGGGGCUAUACCGCGAGGGUCCUACCUAUCAGAGGCGUGGCUCGCUGCAGCUCUGGCAGUUCCUGGUGGCUCUGUUAGAUGACCCCUCCAACUCACACUUCAUAGCGUGGACCGGCCGGGGCAUGGAGUUCAAACUCAUCGAACCUGAAGAGGUCGCACGACGCUGGGGGAUCCAGAAGAAUCGCCCCGCCAUGAACUACGACAAACUCAGCCGCUCAUUACGAUACUACUAUGAGAAGGGGAUCAUGCAAAAGGUGGCGGGUGAGAGAUACGUGUAUAAAUUCGUUUGCGAUCCCGAGGCCUUGUUCUCCAUGGCCUUCCCCGACAAUCAGCGGCCUGUGCUGAAGACUGAUAUGGAGAGGCAGAUCAAUGAGGAGGACACGGUGCCGCUGUCGCACUUUGACGAGAGCGUGGCGUACGUUCAGGAGGGCGCCUACUGCAACCCUCACCCGUACAACGAGGGCUACGUCUACUAAUAACUGAUCCUGAGUCUGACCCACGGCGGCGGACCUCCUCCCAUAGACUCUGACCUUUUCAGGCUUUCCCCCACCAGUUCCUCUUUCUGUCUGACGUCUCCGUCGUUUCCCCGGGACAAAGAGUGCACUUUAUGGACAGAGACGGGCAGCGUGUAAACCUACUGGCGGUAGUUUCUACUGUAGUCGCUACUUCAAUGUUUUUCUUUCUUUUUUUUUUUCCUUUUCUUCAAAAAUAAAAGAAAACAUGGGGGUUUGGGUAUUUGCAGCAUGCCAUAUUCACACAGGUGUGACUCUGGACGUUAACGGCCUGGUACUGAAACAAUGUGUUCAUCUGUUUAGACUGGUUUAUAGUCUGGAGCACGUGGGUGAAUAAAUCUUAACUUCUUUUUUUCCUAAGAUCUCCUUUAAUCAUUUGUGGACUGAUCAGUUAUUUUCAUGGCCCCCUCUUUUGGUGUCAUAUUGAUUAACAGCUAAUGACGCAUUUAAUUUUUGUUGGGGUAUAAUGGCCUACAAGGGUCUCCACAGUGAAAGUGAAACAAGCACAUAUCUGAGGCAGAUGAUGAUUUAAUGAGCAAGAUUCCAUAAAAUCUACUGACCCUACAUUAACAAAACCAAAUCAGUACUGGUUAAGUGUUUUAGUUUUAGCAGAUGAGCAGCACAUGCCUGUGUAAUGUUAUUUGUACCAUUUGGGUUAUCAAGUCCAUCCUAAACAUAGAGCUCUGGAUAAAAAUUAGGAGGCCACUUAAAAAUUGAGUUUUUUAAAUUUUAUCAAAUUGAAAACCUCUGGAAUAUAAUCAAGAGGAAAAUGGAUGAUCACAAGCCAUCAAACCAAACUGAACUGCUUAAAUCUUCUUAAAUAUUGAUUUCUGAGCUCUUAAAACGUUAGGUCUGAAAGCUCUGCAUCUUUUUUGUUAUUUCAGACAUUUCUAAGUUUAUGCAAAUAAAUGUUCUAAAUUACAAUAUUUUUUUGGAAUUUGGGAGAAAUAUUGUCUGCAGUUUAUAGAAUAAAACAACAAUGUUCACUUUACUCAAAUAUAAACCUUUAAAUACCAAAAUCAGAGAAGUGGUCUCUUAUUUUUUUCCAGAGCUGUAGAUAAAUAAAUAAAUAAAUAAAUAAAUAAAUAAAACAAGGCAUGGCAGUGAUAAAUGGGAAUUUAAAAGCUGUUUUAAAAGCUGUUCUGACCCAAUGUUGUUAUUUUUUACUUAAAAAUUAUCCCUCUUUUACAUAUGUUUAAACUGUAAUUAAUGAGAUUUUAAAACCGGUUAAAGCUCUAAAGUUGCAUUUUUAAUGUAAGGGAAUAUAGAGUCAGAUCCCAGACAUGGAUUAAGCCUAGCCUUGGACUACACAGCAUUUUGAAUGGAGAUAUAUAUUCUAUAACUAGACUUAUUCCCUGUCCAGGAAACUGCUUCUUAAUGUUGAAUAAUUUAAGACAAAAUACAGUAGUAAGACCAUAUACAUGCAUAGUCUCAAAGUGUCCAUCUCAUCCUAUUAUUAACACUGCUGUUUUACUGUAGAACCAAGUAAACCUUUUUACAUUUAUUUAUUAAAGAAAAUGUCAAAAUGAAGUUGAAAUUAUGAAGUCAACACGAACGUUCCAUCAACCCACUACGCCAUCAUCUCUACAAUUAUGAAUAUGUAUAUUCAGGUUAAUACACAUUGAUGCUGCUUUUUCGUGUGAUUGGAUACAUGUAGUCAUUCCAUAUCAGAUGGCAGCUAUGCCCUGCAGUACGCUCAUUAUUGUUUUUUUCUGUCUUUUUUUACAUCAAAAACAAAGUCAGUGUUUAUUUAAUGUAAAAUAUAUACGUUGAGAAGGAAAUGGCAAUAGCUACACUUCUGUAAUAAAAUAGUGUUGAAAUACUCA